AUUCGGACAUUAAGAAAACGUGUUUGGGGCAGAUAUGUAGGGCCAUGAGUAAAUCGAAAGAUGCAAGUGCUGCCAGAUCAGUACUUGAGUACCUGAAUAGACAGAACAGGCCGUACAGUGCUGUGGACAUCUUCAAUAAUCUACACAAGGAGUAUGGCAAGACGGCAGUAGUGAAGGCAUGUGAAAGUUUAACAGAGGGAGGUAAAAUCAAAGAGAAAGUUUAUGGAAAGCAGAAGGUGUAUGUCGCAGAUCAGGGCCAAUUCCCUGAUGUGGAUGAUAAUGAAAUUCGAGACAUGGACACGAGAAUUGGUGAAUUGUCCACACAGAACCAGGAAAUGGACGUCCAAGUAAAACGACUGGAUGCAGAACUCAGAGGACUAAACAGCUCUGUAUCCACAGAAGAGGCAGUUCUACAACUGAAACGGUUAACUGACGAGUGUGAAGCCUGUAAAGGGAAGCUGAAGACUUUAAAAGAGGGUGGGAAAACUGUGUCACCAGAAGAGAAAGAUAGGAUUUACACAGCAAGAACAAAGUACGUCAAAGAAUGGAGGAAAAGAAAAAGAAUUAGUAAUGAUAUUCUAGGGGCAAUAUUAGAAGGCUAUCCAAAGACAAAGAAACAGCUAUAUGAGGAGGUUGGGCUAGAGACAGAUGAAGACUAUGGCACAUCACCCCCAGACAUCUGAGGUUUAAAGGAAGUCCAAACAGGAGGUCAUCUGUUAAGAUGCUGUGAACUCUACUAUGACCGUAUGUGACCGCGCAGUCAUGUAUGUUCACAGUUAAUAUCCUUUGUUGCAGUGAACAGAACCAUGUACGCUUCUAUAGAUAAAAAAGUGAAAAUUCUUUGAAAGAUGAAUAAUGAGAACUACAAUAAGGGAGCACCUGUUUUUCACAGACUGUAUUCAGGAAGACAGUGCAUUAAUGAAAUAUGUGUUCAUGUUUUUUUUUUUAUUAUAUUUUUUAUACUUUUUUGUUUUGUUGCAUCAAUGAAAUAAAACAUGUUUUUUUA
Messenger RNA from Saccostrea echinata, 1006 nucleotides. Its product is annotated as homologous-pairing protein 2 homolog. The transcript has 9 exons. The coding region runs from base 45 to 683 and encodes 212 amino acids. Gene Ontology annotation, cellular component: DNA recombinase auxiliary factor complex; condensed nuclear chromosome. Gene Ontology annotation, molecular function: double-stranded DNA binding; recombinase activator activity. Gene Ontology annotation, biological process: homologous chromosome pairing at meiosis; meiotic joint molecule formation; meiotic strand invasion involved in reciprocal meiotic recombination. NCBI's taxonomy places the organism in Eukaryota, Metazoa, Mollusca, Bivalvia, Ostreida, Ostreidae. The record is from RefSeq and is a predicted model, not a curated record.